CUGUUUUUAAUAUUUUUUCAUAUUUUAAUCCAGGGCAUUAAAACCCUGAAAUGAAAUCUUCUCUGAUCUCUCCUUCAUCCCGGAUAAGAUAAGACUCCAUUCACAAAAACCUGCAAACAACCAACCCUCUCGGAGCUUCAACAAUGGCGGCAACAGCAGCUCAAUGUCUCUACCUUUCCGGUAGGUUUCAGUCCAUCUCUCUUUCCUCUUCACGCCCUUCCGCCACCGCAUUCAAGCCUCUCAGCUUCUCUGCCAACACUUCAUCAUUCAACGCCUUCUCCACUGGAUUAGUGUCUGUAAACCCUAUUAUCGGGAGGCAAUCUGGUAGGUCGAUUUCAAUUGUGUGUGAGGCUGGGAAGAAAGCUGAUUCUGCAGCCAAGAGAGCUCGUCAAGCUGAGAAGAGGCGUCUGUAUAAUAAAGCUCGCAAAUCUGAAAUUAGAACUCGGAUGAAGAAGGUUCUGGAAGAGUUGGAUGCACUCAGAAAGAAGACCGAUGCACAGCCUGAAGAGGUUAUUGGUAUUGAGAAGCUGAUUGCAGAGGCUUAUUCGGUGAUUGACAAAGCAAUACAGGUAGGGACAUUGCACAAGAACACUGGGGCGAGGAGGAAAUCGCGUCUCGCUAGAAGAAAGAAAGCUGUAGAGAUUCACCAUGGCUGGUAUGCGCCUGAACCUACACCUGCCACAGCCACUGUUUGAGAUAUGUAUCUUUUGGCAUCUUUGCUAUUGUAGAUUAUGUAUUUGGAGGAAUUUUUUUAGCAGAAUUCAUACUCAAUGUUCAAGCUAUUGAGCCCUGUGAUUUGUUUAUGGUUUCACCUUUUUGAUAUAAAAAGUUAUGACUAGUUUUAUCUA
Molecule: messenger RNA, 848 nt
Organism: Helianthus annuus (common sunflower)
Lineage: Eukaryota; Viridiplantae; Streptophyta; Magnoliopsida; Asterales; Asteraceae
Product: 30S ribosomal protein S20, chloroplastic
Exons: 3
Coding region: 144-695 (183 amino acids)
Biological process (GO): translation
Cellular component (GO): ribosome; small ribosomal subunit
Molecular function (GO): small ribosomal subunit rRNA binding; structural constituent of ribosome
Source: RefSeq, a predicted model, not a curated record